This is a messenger RNA of Seminavis robusta, 974 nucleotides long. The record is from the annotation of a GenBank genome assembly. NCBI's taxonomy places the organism in Eukaryota, Bacillariophyta, Bacillariophyceae, Naviculales, Naviculaceae.
GAAAUGGGAAAGAUCCAUACCUAGUAUAUCGCACUCGAAGAUACCCUCGUCAAUACAUCACCGAUGUUUCUGGUCUCGGCGAGAGACAUGAGGACAACUCUUCCCCGACGUCUUUGGUCUCCUUUCUUGUUGCUGCUGCUAUCCUUUCUAGUGCUCUUUCUUCUACCACCUGUUUCGAGCAUCAAGCCUCCGAUCAACAACAGCAUUGAGAUGAGCAACAUAAAUGAUCGAUUAAAGGAAUUGGACAUUGCCCUGAAAGAUCCACCAGCUCCCAAGGGAAAUUAUUGCUUGGCGGUCCGCACAGGCAAUCCACUCCAUUUAUCGGGCCAUUUGCCUCAAAAACAAGAUGGCAGAAGCAUCUGGACCGGCAAGGUCGGAACCGAUUUGACUGUUGAGGAAGGAUACGAAAGUGCCAAGUGUUGUGCCAUUCAAUUACUGGCCACGUUAUCGCAAUUCUUGCAAGGAGAUUGGAGUCGCGUCGUGCGUGUGGUGAAAUUGGUGGGAUUUGUCCAAUGCGCCGAUUCCUUUCAUCAACAACCCGCCGUCAUUAACGGAGCCUCGGAUCUGUUUGUGAAGGUAUUCGGUGAUCAAGUGGGCAUGCAUGCCCGGUCUGCCGUGGGGACCAAUGCCUUGCCCUUGAAUAUUGCCACGGAAGUCGAAUGUAUUGUCGAAAUCAAAGAUUAGCCAGAUAGCCACUGGUAGCUAGCUACCGUAGAAGAUACCGGUGCGAGAUUGCUUGGUGGUUGGCUGGAAGACCUACAGUGCACUACGGAAAUAUUCAUUCGGUCGUCAGUGCCAGCUAUUGUAGCAGCAUUAUAUUAGUGCAAUGGAAAAGCCAUGGUGGCGUGCCACCAUACAUCGAACGUACAUGCAGAUACUUUUUGUAUGUAACGUUUAUCCAUCACGGAGUGAGUGAGUGAGUGGAGACCAAGAAGGAGUGUUGGAUUUUAAAAGAAUAACUUAAAGUGUAAUGU